AGGAUUGUUGACAGGUAUGCCCAUUUCCGCAUUUGUUAUCUACAGUAAACAGAUGAUGGUGGGUCUGUGUUUGUUAUAAAUACCGUGUGCACGUGUGUCUCCAUAAGAGAAUUCUAGAGUUUUCCUUCUGUUCACACAUUCAACAUGCUGGUGCAAAAGCUAAGCUGGAUCAUUUUGUUGCUGUUUCUGUAUCAACAUGGUGCAGAAGCAAAAAGAACACUGACCUGUGAAGGAGGAUCUGCAUAUCUCAGAUGUGAUUUGGGAUUCAUAAAGGUCCUUAAAGCCAAUUAUGGGAGAACUGAUCACACAACAUGCGCUAGUGGAAUACCAGCUAAUCAGAUCUCAAAUACACACUGCUUCCAAGAAACAUCCCUCUAUACAAUGUCCACCCGGUGUGAUGGAAGUAAGAGCUGUUCUGUUCCUGCAGUGAACUCAGUUUUCUCUGAUCCUUGCUAUGGAACUUAUAAAUACCUGGAUGUGUCUUAUCUCUGUACCCCUGCAAAAAGAAGUGUAACCUGUGAAAAUACCCAAAGUGCCAUUUUCUGUGAUACUGGUGUUAUUUCUGUUCAUCAUGCCAAUUAUGGACGGCGGGAUCUCGUAACCUGCCCCCAUAAAUUAGCAACCACACCACACUGUUACUCUCCUCAGACUGGCAGCCUGCGUUCCAGGUGCAAUGGGAGGAAGUCUUGUCAUCUAAAUGCUUCGAAUUCUGUCUACUCUGAUCCAUGUAGGCGUGUCUAUAAGUAUUUGGAAGUGACGUACAGCUGUAUAUAAUACUGUGAUUAUCCUGCCACAUGAAUGUAUUUUAUAUGUUUUGUGUGUGUUUUAAAUAAAUAUGGUCUCUAUUAUAGAUGUUAGAUGCCGCUAAUAUUGUUUUUGGUCUAUUCAUUCAUUCCUCAGUGAGACAAAACAAAACAGUAAUUUGAAAUAUGGGGUUCAUCUUAAAAUAAUAAUAAAAAAAAUGAUAAUGAACAUGUAAUUUCAUAAAUUUAUUGAUCAUGUGUCAACAAAUGAGAAUAAUGGGAGGUAAAUGUUUCAAAAAGUAAAAAAAAAAAAAAAAAAAAAAAAGUCUGUCCCCUCCCCCUUUUGUGUAUGCAUAGUAUAAUUUCUUUAAUUUUUCUUUUAAUUUUGAUGUGACUUUUAUGGGAUUCUCUCAUAAAUCUGUUAGAUCCUUUUCUCUAUGUAAAUUUAUGUUAACUAUAAUGUUGUUAACGAGAAAAAACAUUAGAGAAAGAAAUAAAACAGCACCAUAUAUUCUGAUUGCCAAACUGCAAUAAUGGAGAACAAUCAAGAUUGUGAAGAAAAAUGAUCUGCUGAGAAGCAGCUCAAAUUCUUGUAGAAGAAUCUAAAGCAUAAGUUGUCUAUGUUUGUAUGUUUUGUAAAAUUUCACUCUAAAUUAUACACUUCAAUCAUGUAAUAUGCAUACUGUCAUGUUUCCUGUCUUGUGUUGGAUUUUAUGUUGUAAUUCUUGCUUCUUGAGAAUCUGUGCCAGUUUGUAGUCCUUUUGUAGUUUCUUUUCUGAUUGGAUCCUCUUGACUGUCUCCCCAGGUGCAUGUGCCCUGUUAACUGUCUGUAUAAAUAACCCUUGCAUGAUUAUUUGCCAGUUGUUACAUGUACAUGUUCCUGUUCCUUGUGUUUCCUGUUCCUUAAUUAAAAUCAGCCUGUCUCCACACACACA
Messenger RNA from Ctenopharyngodon idella (grass carp), 1678 nucleotides. RefSeq names its product L-rhamnose-binding lectin CSL3-like. The coding region runs from base 145 to 774 and encodes 209 amino acids. Gene Ontology annotation, molecular function: carbohydrate binding. Lineage: Eukaryota; Metazoa; Chordata; Actinopteri; Cypriniformes; Xenocyprididae. The record is from RefSeq and is a predicted model, not a curated record. The transcript is spliced from 8 exons.